GGUGGGCGGGCCAGCGGCAGCGCGAGCUGCCAAGGUGCGCGCGCGCCGCCGCGGCUGCACCCGCCCCUCCCGCGGCGGGCAGGGACGGGCCGGUCCCGCUCCGCUCCAGCCUCAGCUCCAGCCUCAGCCCUAGCCCCAGCCCCGCUCCGCCGCCUCCGAGCAGCGGCAUGAAGCGAAGGUUAAUAAUGCUGGUAAGGCAGAGGUGAAAGUGGCUCAGCAGAACAACAUCAGGAAAUCUGGCAGACUGGAAGAGCACAGCUGCCCCCCUGGGCAGCUGCCACGUGUGAAGCAUGGAGGAAAGUAAAAACGAGAAGGUGAACCAGGCUCAUGUUCUCUUUGACAGAUUUGUCCAGGCUUCCACCUGCAAGGGGACUCUCAAGGCUUUCCAGGAGCUCUGUGACUACCUGGAACUAAAGCCCAAGGACUAUCGUUCCUUCUAUCACAAACUCAAGUCCAAGCUCAAUUACUGGAAAGCCAAAGCCUUGUGGGCCAAAUUGGAUAAAAGAGGCAGCCACAAGGACUACAAGAAGGGGAAAGCAUGCGCCAACACGAAGUGUCUGAUAAUUGGGGCUGGACCCUGUGGCCUUCGCACAGCCAUCGACCUGUCCUUCCUGGGAGCCAAGGUGGUGGUGAUAGAGAAGAGAGAUGCCUUCUCCCGCAACAACGUGCUGCACCUCUGGCCCUUCACCAUCCACGACCUCAGGGGCCUCGGCGCCAAAAAGUUCUACGGCAAAUUCUGUGCAGGAUCCAUAGACCAUAUCAGUAUCCGUCAGCUCCAGCUGAUCCUUUUGAAGGUUGCCUUGAUCUUGGGAAUAGAGAUCCAUGUCAAUGUGGAGUUCCGGGGGCUUGUUUACCCUCCAGAGGACCAGGAGAAUGAAAGAAUAGGUUGGCGUGCCCUGGUCCAUCCCAAAACCCAUCCAGUGUCUGAGUAUGAGUUUGAAGUAAUCAUUGGAGGGGAUGGCAGGAGAAACACCUUAGAAGGGUUUCGCCGGAAGGAAUUCCGUGGAAAGCUUGCAAUUGCUAUCACAGCAAACUUCAUCAAUCGCAACACCACAGCUGAAGCCAAAGUAGAAGAGAUCAGUGGUGUGGCCUUCAUCUUCAACCAGAAGUUCUUCCAGGAUCUCCGAGAUGCCACAGGCAUUGACUUGGAGAACAUUGUCUACUACAAAGAUGAUACACACUACUUUGUCAUGACUGCCAAAAAGCAGAGCUUGCUGGAUAAAGGAGUGAUACGGCAUGACCAUGCCGACACAGAGGUCUUGCUCUCCCGGGAGAACGUGGACCAGGAGGCUUUGCUGAACUACGCCAGGGAGGCAGCAGAUUUCUCCACUAACCAGCAGCUGCCCUCGCUGGACUUUGCCAUCAACCACUACGGGCAGCCCGACGUGGCCAUGUUUGACUUCACGUGCAUGUACGCCUCCGAGAACGCCGCCCUGGUGCGCGAGCAGAACGGCCACCAGCUCCUCGUGGCGCUGGUCGGGGACAGCCUCCUGGAGCCCUUUUGGCCAAUGGGAACUGGAAUAGCCAGGGGAUUUUUGGCUGCAAUGGACUCUGCUUGGAUGGUACGAAGUUGGUCGCUCGGAGCCAGUCCUUUGGAAGUCCUUGCAGAGAGGGAAAGCAUUUAUAGGCUGCUGCCUCAGACCACCCCAGAGAACGUGAGUAAGAACUUCAGCCAUUACAGCAUUGAUCCUGCCACCCGAUAUCCCAAUAUCAACGUCAACUUCUUGAGGCCACAGCAGGUACGCCACUUGUAUAAUACAGGAGACUUGAAAGACAUUCACCUGGAGAUAGAGAACUUUGUGAACUCCAGGACACCAAAGCUGACUCGAAAUGAGUCUGUAGCUCGCUCUAGUAAAUUGCUCAGCUGGUGCCAGAGGCAGACGGAUGGGUAUGCUGGUGUUAAUGUGACAGAUCUGACAAUGUCGUGGAAAAGUGGCUUAGCUUUGUGUGCCAUUAUCCACAGAUACCGUCCAGACCUAAUAGACUUUGAUUCCUUGGAUGAGCACGAUGUGGAGAAGAACAACCAACUGGCCUUUGACAUCGCUGAGAAAGAGUUUGGGAUCUCUCCCAUUAUGACUGGAAAGGAAAUGGCAUCUGUUGGAGAGCCAGAUAAGCUGUCCAUGGUGAUGUACCUCACACAGUUCUAUGAGAUGUUCAAAGACACCAUCCCCUCUAGUGAUAGCCUGGAGCUGAAUGCAGAGGAAAAGGCUGCCCUGAUUGCCAGUACCAAGUCUCCCAUCUCCUUCCUCAGCAAACUGGGACAAAGCAUCUCUCGGAAGCGCACUCCCAAGGACAAAAAAGAAAAGGAACUGGAUGGUGCAGGAAAGAGGAGAAAAACCAGCCAAUCUGAGGAUGAGGACCUCCCACGAAGCUACAGAGAAGAAAGGCCCACACUGGUGAGUGCCCUGACAGAGAGGAGAAUUGAUGCUGCCAUUGGGAAUCAGAACAAAGUCAAGUCCAUGGCAACCCAGCUGCUGGCCAAGUUUGAAGAGAAUGCACCGGUGCCAUCCUCAAAUUUACGGAGACAGCCACCUGUCCUGCCUUACCAAGAGCGUGUCCACAGCCAGCCAUCCAGCAGACGAGAGCAGGGCCGGCUUGCCCCCAUACCCCAGUGGAAACAGAUGAGGCAUAAGGAACGUUCUCGGACCUGCCCCAAAAAAGUGAUCAUGCUCUCUUCUUCCACUCCAUCCUCCUCUCCAUCGUAUCCCAGGCAGCAGAGAUUCAGGGAACCUGGUGCUGGCUAUCCCGGGGAGCUGAGGCCCAGACAGGAAAGGAGAUCUCCUCGUUUAUUUUCUCAUGACCAAGUGCCCAUGAGUGUUGAGCAAAGGGCAGUUCAGCUGGCUGCUCUCCUGGAGUCCAGACGUGCACUGAGGCAUCAGCCCGAGACGGAGCCGUCUCGCCGAUUCUUUGUUGACCAGUGGGAGCUCUCCCUUAGCCUCCGCUCUUCCAACCGCCCUUCCUCACCCUCCUCCGACUCCCUCCGCCAGAAGUACAUUAAGAUGUACACAGGCGGAGUGAGCUCAUUGGCUGAGCAGAUAGCCAAUCAGCUUCAAAGGAAAGAGCAACCCAAAACCCUUCUAGACAAGAAGGAACUGGGCUCACUGAAGAAGGAGUUCCCCCAGAACCUGGGAGGCAGCGACGUGUGCUACUUCUGCCGCAAGCGGGUCUACGUGAUGGAGAGGCUCAGUGCCGAGGGCAAGUUCUUCCACCGCAGCUGCUUCAAGUGCGAGUACUGCGCCACCACCCUGCGCCUGUCCUCCUACGCCUACGACAUCGAGGAUGGUAAAUUCUACUGUAAACCUCACUACUGUUACAGAGUCUCUGGUUAUGCUCAGAGGAAGAGGCCAGCAGUGGGUCCUCUGUCAGGAAAGGACACCAAAGGACCUGUGCAGGACACCAUGGCCAGUGAUGGGAGUGGACGGGCCAGCAGCCUCCCCACCUCAGCAGAGAGAGCCCCAGGUCCCAGUGUGAACGGGCUGGAGGAGCCCAGCCUGGCCAAGCGGCUGCGGGGCACUCCAGAGCGCAUCGAGCUGGAGAACUACCGGCUGUCGCUGCAGCGCGAGGAGGAGCUGGAGGAGGUCCCCGAGGAGACUCUGGCAGAGCACAACCUCAGCAGUGUGCUGGACAAAGGGACAGAAGAGGAUGUGCCCAGCAGUAGUUCAGAAUCUGAGAUGGAGGAGGAGGAUGAAGAGGAAGAUGAUGAACAGCAACCCCCUUCAGACCUGGGUGGUGUGCCAUGGAAAGAGGCUGUGCGUAUCCACGCCCUCCUGAAAGGAAAGAGUGAAGAAGAGAUUGAGGCUGAGCAAAACCAUGAGAUUGAGUACAAAUAUGAUGAUGAGGAGGAAGAAUACGAAGAGGAAGAAGAUGAAGAGUCAAGUGAAGAGGGGGAGUAUAACCCUUGGGAGAGAGAGCUGCAGCAAGGCCUCUGGCUUCAACGUCUCUCAGAUGAAGAGGACUCGGGUACACAUAAAGCUGGAAACCUUAGGCUGCAGCAGAUUGUAAAUCCGGUUGAUCCUCUGGAGAUCCUGGCAGAUGUGCACUGGACACACAUCCGUGAGAAAGAGGAGGAGGAAAAAAUGGUCUCAGCCUCAAAGUCCUCCACCUCCAGAGCAUCCGACCUUCCCUCCGUACGCCAUGAGGCGGUACAGGCGUGGCUGGAGACGGUCCCUGGAGCUCCAUGUGAGGAGGAUGAUGUGGAGGAUGAGCUGGGCACAGAGCCUGCAGACACAGAAGGGCAGGCAGGUGAAGAGGGAGACACGGGUGCAGAGCUGGACGAUGACAUUGCCUCUGAUGCAGAAGCGGAGUUUCGUUUACGGCAGAGUGGUGCCAAAGGGGCAGAGCUGAAAGUGUCUGAGGAUGAAGAAGAAGCAGAAAGUGCUUCUCACAGUGUGACAGAAGAUCCAUGCAAGCCACCCACCCCUAUCCAGCCCUCUAGUGACAGUGUUCUUCCUCUGUCUCCAGCUGCUAGUCCCAAAGCAAAACAAGCAGAGGAUGCAGAAGAUCCCCUGGCUGAAGUGUGCCGUGCAAUAAAAUCCCCAGAGCCACGCUUUUUUCCUGAGCCUUUCAUUCUUGAGGAAAGACCAAAGGAUGAAAUUCCCAAAGAAAGGAAAGUUAAGAGCCCUUUGGUGCCACCAUCUCCAGUGUUGUCCCAGCCUGUUGCAUCCCCAGAAGCCAUUGCACCCCCAUCACUAGCAGAGUCUCAGCCAGGGGCACCAGCACUGGCCUCAUCCCCAGCAUCUGCUCAAAUGCCUAUCUGUUCCCAGCCUUUGCCUUCUGCUGAAACAUCCAUUCCAUCCCCAGUGGAGCCUCCAGUAUGUUUCCAACCUGUCCCAGCCUUAACAUCUACACCUUUAGCCAAACUGGCCCUUAGGGGCCAGGAUGGUGAGGUAGAAAAACUGGGGAGCCCCACUACUGCAGAAGAAGCCCUGAAACGGAGCAGCCUCGUGGAAGAGUUCUGGAUGAAGAGUGCUGAAAUCCGAAGGAGCUUGGGGCUCACCCCCGUGGACAGAAACAAACGCUCAGAGAGCAACUUCACUGUGUCUGCUCUGGAGACAACUCCUCAGAAGACUUUUAAUAGCAGGAAUAUUUCAGGGGAUGAAAGGAUCCAUUCUGUGAAACCCCAGCCUGCCCCAAGAAGGCAGGGACUAUCCAAGUUAGAAAAUGAGCAGAUUUCUCUGCUCACUCCAAAGUCUCCAUCAGAAAAAGAGCUAAAGAUUUCCAGUGAAGUACGGGGAGACGUAUCCAGCAGCUCUGGGCUUGGCCUUCAGGAGAGUUCAUCUAACAUGAGAACUAUGGCUAGCCAGAGCUUCAACACUUCUGACUCCACCAUGCUAACUCCUCCAUCGAGCCCACCCCCACCACCUCCUCAGAACGAGGAGCCGGCCACGCUGCGCAGGAAGAGGUACCAGGCACUCUGGCAGAAUGAGGUGGAAACCAGGUCACCUCCAACACCAGCAUCAACACCUCCUGCUCCCCGACACCAGGAGCCAGCCCCUCCUGCCAAGGAGACCCCCCCAGCCAAGAGGGACGACGUGCGGAAGUCGUUCGCAGAGAGCGUGGAUGAAAUUCCGUUUGCUGAUGACGUGGAAGACACGUACGAUGACAGGACAGAGGACUCAAGCCUGCAUGAGAAGUUCUUUACACCUCCUACCAGUAGGCCAAGGCCAGAGAAACCACAUCUUUUGCCCUUGGUCAAAGAAAAUGGUGGUCCACCCUCCAUGGAAGGAGGGGUUCACCAUAAGAAGAGAGUGUUCCCUGACAUUUCUGUGGAGGCCAAGGAGCUUGCUGAAGAAAGAAUGAGAGCCAGAGAGAAGUCUGUCAAGAGCCCAGCACUACGAGAUGCCAUGGCCAAACAGUUGUGUAAGAUGAAAGAUAUGGAGAUGACUGCUGCUGCUGCUACUGGGGCCACAAGGGCACGAAAGGCAUCUUCUAUGCCCUUGAAGACCAAAGAGUUGUUUUAUGAGUCUCCAAAACAUUUGGCCUUGAAAUUAGCAGAGGGAUCCGCACGAAAACAUAAUUCUGCUACUGAGAAGUACUCCACUCCUCCUGCUGAUAUGGCUGGACCUGAAGGGUCUGUCAGCUCUUCAGAAGGCUCCAGUGGGAAGAGUAAGAAAAGAAGUUCCCUCUUCUCCCCUCGUAAGAACAAAAAGGAGAAGAAAUCCAAAAACGAUAGCAGACUUUCUGACAAAUCUAGUGGUGGGACAGAGGAAGCAACAAAGCCUAGGUCGUUAUGGAAGUCUGUUUUCUCUGGCUAUAAGAAAGACAAGAAGAAAAAGGCUGAUGAGAAAUCUUGCCCAAGUACUCCCUCAAGUAAUGCCACUGCGGAUUCUGGCAAGCACAAACCCUCUCCACUGAUUACAGCUGCAGAUCUACAACUCCGUCAGCACCUGAGUUUCUCAGAGGACUCUGACCUCUCCAGUGAUGAUAUUCUGGAACGUUCCUCCCAGAAAUCCAAACGAGAGUCGAUCUAUGUACCACACGCCUUGGCAUUCAAGAGAUCAUACUCGUCAAAGAGGGCCUACACAGAAGAGGAGCUGAACGCCAAGCUGACGCGGCGAGUACAGAAAGCUGCCCGCAGACAAGCCAAGCAAGAGGAGCUAAAGAGGUUACACAGAGCUCAGAUUAUCCAGCGGCAGUUGGAACAAGUGGAAGAGAAGCAGAGGCAACUCGAGGAGAGAGGAGUUGCUGUGGAGAAGGCCCUUCGAGGAGAAGCAGACUAUUGGGGAGAGUCUUAUUACAGUGACCUCAUCGACUUGCAUCUGGGUGGCAUGGGUAAGAAGGAUGACCCCAAGCUGAUGCAGGAGUGGUUCAAGCUGGUGCAGGAGAAGAAUGCCUUGGUUCGCUACGAGUCUGAACUGAUGAUAUUUGCUCGGGAGCUAGAACUGGAAGACAGGCAGAGUCGGCUGCAGCAGGAGCUCCGUGAGAGGAUGGCAGUAGAAGAUCAUCUGAAGACAGAUGAGGAGCUCUCAGAGGAGAAGAGGAUCCUAAACGAAAUGCUUGAAGUAGUGGAGCAGAGAGAUUCCCUUGUGGCUCUCCUUGAGGAGCAGCGACUUCGAGAAAAAGAAGAAGACAAGGACCUGGAGGCAGUCAUGCUUUCCAAAGGUUUUAGCUUGAACUGGUCCUGAGCUUAACACAUUUACCUCUGCUGGUCUGUGCUGUCCAGUUGGCCUACCCUGAGUUUGCCAGAAUUACAUGGAUAGGAAGAUGUUGAAGGGGAAACCUCUGAAAGGUCCAACAGCAUGCAGGGAUUUGGUUUGAAGCACUCAGAAGCCUUUUGAUAAGUGUGUUGGUUCCAGAAGCUUAAGUUUUACAUGUCUGCAAGCCAAGUUGAAGAAAUGAGUUGAGACUGUGGAGUCUCCUUGAGGUCCUGUAUGAUGGACCAUAUUUUGUGUGUGGUAGGAGGGAGGGGGCAAUAAUCCAUGUGUGGGGAAGGAGGUUAAGGGAAGAAGUACCCUUAACUACAUUGGAUUUAUGGCAGUCCAUUCCUUUCCGAUUUUUACUACACCAGUUCUAAUAAAAGGGAGGGAAGUGGCAACCUUUCCUGAAAAACCACAGCAGCCUGUAGCAGUGGAGUCAGCUGUCCAAGAGAGCUCCAGAAGCCCAGGGCAACGCCUUCUUUGCUUUAGUCUUCCUCCCCACCAAAGAAACCUGCAGUUGAUCCUUAUGCAUGGAUAUGAAGAAAUACAAGACAGAGAAGAUACUGCUAUGUGUGAUGGAACUCUCUGCCUCUUGGUUUUUGGAGAGAAGUGGGCAUCAGUGGACUCUUUCCCUACCUUAGCCUCCUAAAUCUUCUUGUGGGGAACAAUGGGAGCAGAAGAGAGAGGGAAGAUGCCCACCUGCUUUGCUACACACUGGAGAGGCAGCUACUGCUGGCCUUAGUCUUCAUGGCCACAGCUCAGAGGCUGGUGGGCUUCCUUGUUCUGUUUUUAUUGUGACUGUUUUGACACUGGAAAAUACUGCUGUGGGACAGUGGUAAGUGUGUGCUGGGCAGGGGUGUUCCCAGGCAGCAUUCCCUGGUAAUUAGGCCCCCUGAAAGGGAGAAGCCCUUAAGUGACUGAACCACCAUUAAGACUUUUCAGUGUUUUUUAUUUUUUUUUUCUGUAGUAUUUUGUUUUUGCACAUUGGAAACAAAGCUUAAGACCUGCCUGGGCCCUCAGUCACUUUGACCCUUUUAUGUCAAUUAACUUAUUUUUUUAAUACUUGAAAGAAGAUUCAUUUUUGUAUCUUUUAGGAAAAAAAUGGACGAGUGAUGGGUGUGUGUGCCUGCUGCAUCCUACAACUUCCACUUCAAAAUUACUGGACGUUGUUACCUGUGGCUAUUUAUUAGUGUUCUUAAUAAUAAUUUGAUUGUUACACAUAUUUGAUUGUGGAGGGAGUAUUUUAACUCUGUUAGAGAAAGACACUACUGCGGAUUGGUCCCUGCUUCACAGCAAGGACAGCCUUUAUGUACCCAUGGAUGCAUCCUGCCCUAGGAGUUUUCAUCUAUGAAAAAAUCCUGUGCACUCAUGGAGUUUAAGAAUAUAUUUGUGUUCUUAGCAUCCUUUUCUUCCACAUCCCACAUUCUCUCUUUUGGACUAACAAACCUAUAUUUAUUUAAAUUUUACAUUUUUAUAACAAGAAAGCCAAAACUGUGAGGUAGAAAUAUCCCAUAUGUCUCUUCCUCACUGAAAGAGGGGAUCCUCACAGUCCUGAUACAGUUUGAGGGGUUUCCAUGAAAGCAAAACCAGCACAUUUCCUGCUGCAUCUAUUGGAAGAAGCUCCUUUUGGCCCAGUUAGUGGAUCUGCUGCUUUUCAGCCAGGAGGUUCCUGACCAUAACCACACGAUGACCAAUGAGCAGGAUGUGCACUGAGCAGCUCAGCCCCACUCCCUGUGGGACAGACUCCCUGGGCAAGCCAUGUCCUCAACCUAUCCUGCAGAGCUGAAACAGCACCGUGCACUGGGGAUGUGUCCCAUCCUUCACAUGAUGUGUCCAGAGGGUUUCCCUCCUUGGGAUGCUGAUGGUGUUCUUUUCCUGUUCAAGAAGUACCAGGGCUGCUUUCUGAUGUCUCUGAGAACAUGUUCCAUUCCCAAGCACAUUUGUACAGCUGACUGACUCUUCCAGCUGGAAUUGACACUGCCAGUGCUAGGCAUCCCAGCAGGGCUGAACAUCCUUCAGUCUUUUGCCCUGGCACAGAAGUGUGCAUGGUUUCUUGCUGUUGGCUCUCUACCUCCUUCAGAGGGGUCUCCUGUAAGCCAAGGUCUAUGAUUUGAAUUCACCUCUGACUUGGGAGAAUGCCCCAGGCUGAGGGAGAAUGGGUAGGAGUGUCCAUGGGGACUCUGAACAGUGCUGGUUGCUAACUGUGGAAACCCAUGUUUUCCACCCAAAGUGUUCUCCCUUUAUUCCACCUAAGGCAUUACAAAUUAAAUCCAGAUACUCGUGAAACCGAGAAGACAGACAGGCAGCUGCAGUGUUACUUCACAACCGUGCAUGUUUAGUAAGUGGCACCUGCCAUUCCAGCAUCCCAGAGUGUUGGCUUUACCAGCAGGAUGUCUAACAUACAGAAUUCCCUCCCAUUUGCUGGUGCAGGGCCUGCUGCCCAAGUCAAACUGGCAAUGGUAGUUUACGCAGUCUGCACUUGAGGGGCCACUGGAAGCUGGAGUUCAGGAAGAGGGAAGAAAGUUGAAAGUUUACUGUAAAUUGUCUUGUUCAGAGAAUUGGCCUCAGUCCAUUUUAUAGUGCAUUGGGUAUAUGGACCACAUCUAACAUGUAACAGAAGGUCAUUGAAUGUGAGCUGUAGAACUAAAAAAAGUCCUGAAGAAGAAACAGCCGAUGGUUUCGUUUCCCUUUCAUGCUGAGGGACAUUGGCCAGAUCUUUGCAAUGCUGAAGAGUGAGAUCACUUCAGGGUGUAAUAUCUUAUUGCACAGAAAACCCACAUAUUCUAACCCUAAACUCUAUGGGUUGUGCUGCAGGCCUCCAGCAGCGAGAAUGAAAACAAAGAGCUAACAUCGCACACACAAAUUGAUUAAAAAUAUACAAAAGGGAAUGUUAAAAGGCCGUUUUAUAUCAAAAUGGUUGUAAAAGGCACAACUUGUUAUUUGCUGUUCAGUUGCACUUUAAGAAUAUGACUUGCAUAUCAGAUAGUGGGUUUUUUUACUCUCUGAAUAUUUUUAAUUCAAAUUUUGUAUUUUUAAAGCUGAAGAAGGUUCUUGUGAGCACAAGAUUCCUUAUUUGUAUCUGAAUCCGAGCAGGAUGUUGUAGCUCUUUGCGCUGCCCGCAGCGCACACUCAGCCACGUGCAUUCAAUGACGUGUGUCCAUUUCACAUGUGAGGAGAGCCAAGGGACCCUCAGCUCCCCAGAGGUGGGCACACAAGGGUGGCUGUCCCCAGGUGACACGGUCCUGACCCGGGGCUGGCUGCUUCUUCCUGGCAGCAGGUGGGGAGAGAGCCAAGCUUGGAACCUGAGCCAUGUUGGUUCUGAAAUGGGCACACUGAGGAUGGGGCAAGCCCUUCAGCCCCCUACAGGGAAGGUAGGGGAACACCAGCUCCUGGAAGGAAAUGCCCAGGAAGUAAAGGGAGAUGGGGGAGGGAGGACUGCCAGAACAACUAAUCUGCUGUUUUCACAGUACUAUUUUUUUUUAAACUGUUCUGUUCCUUUUAACCAUAUUCCCAUUAAAAGUCACAAAUGGCUGUAAAAUUCCAAGCUUCAGAGAACUAAUGUGUGGGGAGGUGACAAGACAUUUCAGCUCCAACUUUCAGACAUAUUCCUUCUUUCAGUUAACCAAUACCCCCUGGUCUCACUAGGGCAUGUUAUAAACUGCAUUGCUGAACAUAUUUUAGAGCAAACCGCAAGUUUUAAAAGUCUGUCCUUCUCUCUCUGUCUCUGCAUUUUCUGUAAAUAUUUGUUCGUAUGUAAAGGCACCAGUGGAUCCUUGGGCUACCCCCAUGGCCAAGAAUCUGAGUUUUGUGCAAUGCCUAGGCCUCUGUUAGAACACGGUGCUUGCAUAGAGCUAGUCACCACAUUGUGUGCACUCUGGUGGGUUUUAAUAUUUUUAUACAUCCUAAUCCUGAACGUUAUGAAGUAUUCUAAGUGGUCUAGACAGCAUGAUCUAGAGCAGCCGGCAGUUCCCUUUUGUGAGCAGCUACACCUUGUUUGGUUAACAUUCUUCUAAAAUGAGUUUUCCAUUAAGUGUUUACACCACACACCGGUGGAUUGAGAGAGGUGUUGCUGCAUUGGAAAAUGUCCCAUGUGCAAACUGAAAAGCUGCAAUGGGAAUUUCAGUUGUCACUGUCUGCAAGGAAGAGAGCUCUAAAGCAUACUAAAAACCAGCCUGUAUAUAAUUCACAGAGAAAGAGAUGGCUGGCUGUUGACCUGUGCAAAGUAACAGAGAUGGGAAGCUUUCCAAAAGUUCCUGCUUUUGCGUUGUCCAAGCCUGCUACCCUGCCUGUACGUGCUGCUUGGCAGGUACUAGGCAAGGUAGCAGGCCGAUGAGGAUGUCACUGAAAGCAGGUGUGAAGGGGAGGAUGCCAUGUUCUGAUGGCAUUGCAGUAAUUUAAAUACUCUAUCUGUGGGUGCAUGCGUGUGUGUGUGUAAAGUCUAAUCCAGGCAAGGGGAGUUGCUUUGGCAUCUGCCCUUUUGUAUGAACGUGAACUCUGAUAUUCAGAUUGUUCAAGGCUUUUACGGUUGGCAUGUAUGGAGCGUUAACAGAAAAGCGAAUACCCUACCUGUACAAAAACAACUCUGUUCCAGCCUGUUUUCUUCUAUUUGGUUGUGUUUUAUUGUUUGUUUUUAUGCACACUUGCUUCAUUGGUGUUGAGAUUUUAGCACCUCAGAUGGCCAACUGAACUAAAAAAAAAAAUAAAGUCAUUAAUUAUUUUUUCUUU
Molecule: messenger RNA, 11861 nt
Organism: Serinus canaria (Common canary)
Lineage: Eukaryota; Metazoa; Chordata; Aves; Passeriformes; Fringillidae
Gene: MICAL3
Product: microtubule associated monooxygenase, calponin and LIM domain containing 3
Exons: 42
Coding region: 291-7124 (2277 amino acids)
Molecular function (GO): protein binding; FAD binding
Source: RefSeq, a predicted model, not a curated record